GCCCUCCCUCAAGGCCCUCGCCUCCAAGUACAACUGCGAGAAGUCUAUCUGCCGCAAGUGCUACGCUCGUCUCCCUCCCCGUGCCACCAACUGCCGCAAGAAGAAGUGCGGUCACACCAACCAGCUCCGCCCCAAGAAGAAGCUCAAGUAAACGAUUCUCCUGUUACGGUUUUUCUGCGUUGCUGGGGGAGGAAAGCGCUGCUGGGGUUGUUACGAC
Aspergillus uvarum CBS 121591 is the source of this 217-nucleotide messenger RNA. RefSeq lists its product as uncharacterized. The transcript has 2 exons. The annotation marks the transcript as partial. The record is from RefSeq and is a predicted model, not a curated record. NCBI's taxonomy places the organism in Eukaryota, Fungi, Ascomycota, Eurotiomycetes, Eurotiales, Aspergillaceae.